Messenger RNA from Monodelphis domestica (gray short-tailed opossum), 8764 nucleotides. It is a transcript of the gene TRIM71, whose product is annotated as tripartite motif containing 71. Gene Ontology annotation, molecular function: ubiquitin protein ligase activity; protein binding; zinc ion binding. Gene Ontology annotation, biological process: protein polyubiquitination; proteasome-mediated ubiquitin-dependent protein catabolic process. NCBI's taxonomy places the organism in Eukaryota, Metazoa, Chordata, Mammalia, Didelphimorphia, Didelphidae. The record is from RefSeq and is a predicted model, not a curated record.
UGCUCCGGGAAAUCGAUAUUAUUAUUUAAUGUAAACAGCAUUAAGGUUAACUAUAGGUAGGGAAGGGGGUGGGGGUACAGAAAGGAGGCCAACUUGCAAAGCCCUGCCAUCUCCCAGGUGCCCCGAGGAACGACCUGGCUCUCAUCGCACGGCUAAUCGAUGCAUUUUUCUGGGUGAAUUGGUUGCUCAGGCUCUUUCCCCCCCUCCCCCUCCCCACAGCGCCAGCGCCAGCGCCUCCGCCGCCGCCUCCUCCUCCCGUUUGGGUUGCAAAUGGCUUCGCUUCCCGAACCGGAUCUCCAGCUCAGUCCCCAGCGUUAGGCGCAGUGCAGGCCAUCAGCCCGCCCGGUCUUAUCUCCUCCAGCUAGUCCACGUCGCCGCCGUCCCAGCAGACCUCCAGAUCGGCCGGGGGCGGGGGCGGAGGCGGGGGCGGGGGCGGCCCAGCCUCCGCGUCCUCCUCCUCCUCCCGCUGCUGCUGCUGCUGCUCCUGCUCCUCCUCGUCCUCGCCGAGGCAGCACAUCCUGCCCUGUCUCCACGCCUUCUGCCGCCAGUGUCUGGAGGCGCAGAGACACUCGGCUGCGGCGGCGGCGGCGGCAGCAGCAGCGGGCAGCGGCGGCGGAGGCGGCGGCGGCGGCGGCAGGCGGGCCGCUCGGGGAGCCCCUGCACUCGCGCUGCCCCAUCCGCGACCAGAAAGUGGUGCUCUCUGCCUCGCCGGGCAUGGAUGCGCUGCCCUCCUCCAACUUCCUCCUGAGCAACCUGCUGGACGUGGUGGUGGCGGCCGAGGAUUCGCCGCCGCCGCCGCCGCCGCCGCCCAAGAACAACGGCCGCGGGGUGGUGGGCGGCGGCGGCGGGGGCGGGGGCAGCGGCAGCAACAACCGCCAUCACCACCAUCACCAUCACCACCACCACCACCCCCGUGCGCCCCCGCCGCAGCCGCAGCCGCCGCCCACGGCCGGCUCCCCGCUGCAGCCGCCGCAGCCGCCGCCCUCCUCCUCCUCUUCCUCCUCCUCUUCUUCCUCCCAGCAGCAGCAGCAGCAGCCGCAGGCGCAGCCGUCUUCCUCCUCCUCCCAGCAGCAGCAGCAGCAGCAGCAGCAGCCGCCGCCGCCGCCGCCGCCUGCGCAGCACCCGCACCGGGAGCACCCGCACGCGCCGCGCGCCCCGUCAGCCCAGUCCUCGUCGUCGUCCUCGUCUUCUUCCUCGUCGCUGAUGCUCCGGCGGCCGCACAGCCAGGGCGAGGCGCGCUGCAGCUCUUGCGACGAGGGCAACACGGCCAGCUCGCGCUGCCUCGACUGCCAGGAGCACCUGUGCGACAACUGCGUCCGCGCGCACCAGCGGGUGCGCCUCACCAAGGACCACUACAUCGAGCGCUUCGGCAGCCCAGCCGCGGCGGCCGCAGCAGCAGCCGCCGCCGCCGCCGUGGCCGCCGCCGCCGCCAACAACACGGCGGCGGCCGCGGCGCAGCUCGCGCUCAGCCAGUCCUUCCCCGGCUCGCCCUUCUCCAUCCUCUCGGUGUUCCCCGAGCGGGUCAGUUACUGCCAACAGCAUGAUGACGAGGUGCUCCAUUUCUACUGUGACACGUGCUCCGUCCCCAUCUGCCGAGAGUGCACGAUGGGGCGCCACGUCGGGCACAGCUUUAUCUACCUCCAGGAUGCCCUCCAGGACUCUCGAACCCUGACCAUCCAGCUGCUGGCCGACGCACAGCAGGGCCGCCAGGCCAUCCAGCUAAGCAUCGAACAGGCCCAGGCGGUGGCGGAGCAAGUGGAGAUGAAGGCGAAGGUGGUCCAGUCCGAAGUGAAGGCGGUUACGUCCCGGCACAAGAAGGCCCUGGAGGAGCGGGAGUGUGAGCUGCUGUGGAAGGUGGAGAAGAUCCGGCAGGUCAAGGCCAAGUCUCUGUACCUGCAAGUGGAAAAGCUUCGGCAGAACCUCAACAAGCUGGACAGCACCAUCAGCGCGGUGCAGCAGGUCCUGGAGGAGGGGCGCGCCAUGGACAUCCUGCUGGCCCGAGACCGCAUGCUGGCCCAGGUGCAGGAGCUCAAGACCGUGCGGAGCCUCCUGAAGCCCCAGGAAGACGACAGAGUCAUGUUCACACCGCCCGACCAGGCGCUGUACCUGGCCAUCAAGUCUCUGGGCUUCGUCAGUAGCGGGGCUUUUGCGCCCCUGACGAAGGCCACCGGGGAAGGCCUGAAACGCGCCCUCCAAGGCAAGGUGGCCUCGUUCACCGUCAUCGGCUACGACCACGACGGGGAGCCGCGGCUGUCCGGGGGAGACCUGAUGUCCGCUGUGGUGAUGGGGCCCGACGGGAACCUGUUCGGCGCCGACGUUAGCGACCAGCAGAACGGGACCUACCUGGUCAGCUACCGGCCGCAGCUGGAAGGCGAGCACCUGGUCUCUGUCAUGAUGUGCAACCAGCACAUCGAAAACAGCCCUUUCAAGGUGCUGGUCAAGUCCGGCCGGAGCUACGUGGGGAUCGGCCUGCCCGGCCUCGCCUUCGGCAGCGAGGGGGACAACGACGGAAAGCUGUGCCGCCCGUGGGGGGUCAGCGUGGACAAGGAGGGCUACAUCAUCGUGGCUGACCGCAGCAACAACCGCAUCCAGGUGUUUAAGCCCUGCGGCACCUUCUAUCACAAGUUCGGCACGUUGGGCUCGCGGCCCGGCCAGUUCGACCGCCCGGCGGGGGUGGCCUGCGACUCCUCCCGGAGGAUCGUGGUGGCCGACAAGGACAAUCAUCGCAUCCAGAUCUUCACGUUUGACGGGCAGUUCCUGCUCAAGUUUGGUGAGAAAGGCACGAAGAACGGACAGUUCAACUACCCUUGGGACGUGGCAGUGAAUUCGGAAGGCAAGAUUCUGGUCUCUGAUACCCGGAACCACCGAGUCCAGCUGUUCGGGCCCGAUGGAGCCUUCCUGAACAAGUACGGCUUUGAAGGGGCCCUCUGGAAGCACUUUGAUUCCCCCCGGGGCGUGACCUUCAAUCACGAAGGCCAUCUGGUGGUGACGGACUUCAACAACCACCGCCUGCUGGUCAUCCACCCAGACUGCCAGUCUGCACGCUUCCUGGGGUCAGAGGGCACAAGCAAUGGGCAGUUCCUGCGCCCUCAGGGGGUCGCGGUGGACCAGGAAGGACGCAUCAUCGUGGCCGAUUCCAGGAAUCAUCGGGUGCAGAUAUUUGAAUCCAAUGGCAGUUUCAUAUGCAAAUUUGGUGCUCAGGGAAGUGGCUUUGGCCAAAUGGACCGUCCCUCUGGCAUUGCUGUCACUCCAGAUGGCAUGAUUGUCGUGGUCGAUUUUGGAAACAAUCGGAUCCUCAUCUUUUAAUAAGAAGAAUGUUGGCUUUGUUGUUCUUGAGGUUGUUCUUUGGGGUGGGUGGGGGGGUGGUUGGUUGGUUGGUUGGUUUUCCAUUUUGAAUUUCAAAGAAGAAAGUGUCUCAGGGAAAUUUUUUUUUCUUUAUUAAGAGAACAAAAAAAGUACAACGUUACUGAAGACCUACCUCAUCUUUAUUUUUUUACAGAUGAAUGUACUUACCUUUCUGCAGGGAUUGAGCCUGGGAAGUCACAGAGUCUUAUCUACCUCAUGAUCUUUCGGUUUCCUCCUCCCUUUGUCCCUUCCCCCUCCCCUUUCUCAGCCCAGUGCAGUUUUGGGAUUUAUCUCCAUCCUCAAGAUGGGUGGCCAUUGGAGUGGUCACCGUGCUAUCACUGGACAGGUCGUGUGCGAUCAAGCUUUCUAGAGGGGAAGCCAAGCGAGGCUCGCUCUCUAACUUAAAAACUAUAGAUCUAUAUGUAUCUAUAUGUCUCUAUAGAUAUAUAUUUACAUAUAUAUAAGAUGAAAAAAGUAGGGUUAGGUACUUAGAGCAUCUGUGUUCUGGAUUCUAGACUGUGGUUUGUGGGUUUCUGCCUGUGUUAAGUGUGUUUUCGUAAGCCUUUUAAAAACUUUUUAAAAUGCUGCAACAGAGUCUAUUUUCCUCCCCUUUUAUACCUCAGUGUGUUUGACUUACUGUUGAGCAGCUUUUUCUUAUUUCUGGAAAAUAUGGGUGGGGUGUGCCAGCUGAGAAAAGGGGGCCUUUCCUAUGGGGGGUUCUGUUUUAGAGGAGUGUGUGCGGUGUCCCCAUCCCAGAUAGUAAAGCCAAGAAGAUGGCACACAGCAUCUUAAGUUUUUUGAUGACUUUUAUUCAAUAUUCUUCAGUGUUUCGGGGAUAGUUUUUGUCGGGGAGGGAGGGGUGUGAUUUGUUAGGAACAAAUAUUGGUUAGGAAGAGUGGAAGUCAUCUAAUUCUUGGAUUUAAAACUUUUAAAAAAAUGUUUUGAGAGAGUGAGUGUGUGUGUGUGUGUUUGGAUGUUUGAGAACAUCAGAAGGAGAAGUAAAGGAACGUGGGGAAUUGUUGUCGUGUGUUGUAGUUAGGAUUUUUUUUUUCUCAGAGUGAUGGUGGUAGGUGGAAGAAUAAAGUUUUUAUUUUAAAGCACAAUUUUUUACAGCUUUGGAUGUUCAGGGAACAAAAACCUUUAAUUGUCAGAGUUAACAUUUCCCUUCCCCAACAAAAAGAAUUCUUGGAUCUUCUGAGAGGUCACUUUAAUUGCAUCAUUUGUGAAAACUGGUGUUGCACAGGAGACUUGAUAGUCAGCAUUAAUUACUUGGAGUGCUUUUGAAUGUAGAGAUCGUUUCCCCUCUGAACUUAUCCCCCUUCAGAUGUUUGACAGAGGCAGGUAAAAGUGAGGAAGGGGGCCGCUUCCUCCCUACUCUGCCUUGGUCCGCAUGUACCAAAGAACAAAAGGCAGAGCGCUCAGCCUUGAACCCAGUGGCCAGACCUGGGCACUUGGGAGUUUAUGGUAUUCCUAGCUGGGCACGAGUUUCUUCUCAUGACCUGGAGCUUUUUCAUUAGCUCCUCAUCUGACUUGAAGGAUAAGCAGAAAUUGUAGACAUCCUGCAGGGGCAGAGGCAGGCCUUGUAUUUUCCCUAGUUAUUGGGCUUCUCACUUUGUUUCUUGUCUUCUCUAAAAAGAAAUCAGGCUUCCCUGAGCCCUAGUGAGGGUUUGGGAGCCAGCUAGUUUUCAGAGGUCAGAAAGCCUCAUAGAUUAGCCUCCAUUUCCAUCCUGGAAGGAGGAAUGGCUGUUAGUUCAAAAGGGUCAGACCUGAGAAAGCUAGUGACUUGGGAGAGAGCUAUUUAUUUUUGCCACCUAGGAGAUGGCGGCACAAAGGAUAACGGAAUCUCCCUGUCCAAAGACACCUCCUUUGGGCAGCUUUUUCGUUACUGGGGUCAUUGCAAUUUGAGGUUUUCAAGAUCUCUCCUCUCUUCACUGCCUUCUCUUUCUGGUGCUCCUGCCUUGUUUCUUUUGCUCUCUCUCUUUCCCCCUAUAUGUUCUUGAGGUCUUCUCUUCCUAAACUAAAGACUUUGUCAAGGAAGAGAGGAUACUGUGUCCAUAAAAUCCUGGGUGGAUCCACAAAAAUUCUCAGCGUAUCUAUUUUGUAAAGCCAAUAAAGUCUGGAAGGUAGAAGCCAGACUCCCGAGUACCCCAUGUGGAAACAGCAUGGGAAAUUCUUAAUGCAGACAAGGCAUUGCACCCAAAUAUCUGUCAGGAAGAGAGGAAGGGGUGAGAAGUAUUUGAGUCUGGCAUUCGAAUGCUUCUCACUCAUUCCCCAAUCACCUCUAAUGUAAUGCCUCUGAUUGUGCCCCCCCGAUAAUGAAACCUUUCCCAUUUUCUUUGGCUGUCAUGACUUAGUCACUUUUGUCCCUAAAUUCCAAAUUCUCACUGAACCAUUUUUAUGUUUAGUGACAGUUGGGGAAGGUCUUUUUUUAGUGAGAAAAUACCACCCAGCACCCCUUAAAUACCAAAGAUAACGAGUUCUAAAAGCUUUAAAAAGAUUUCAAUUCUGGGAGUCCUUGUGGAUUUUCCCCCCAUAAUCUUCCUUACUGCCUUAGCCUGUAUUCUAGCACAUCUUUCUAUCGUGCCUAACGCUUUUCUUUCCCACAUCUCAACUCUGGUCUCUUCCUGCAGACAUUUUGGCGGGAAAUUUGGAGACCCAGAUGAUGCGUUACCUUUUUGUUCAUCAGCAGUAACUGACAUGUCAAAAACUUAGAGUUUGGCUUUCAAGAUGGUUCUCCGUCUUGUAAUGUCUAAGCGUUAAAGCCGACCUUCACCGAUCUGGGAGUAAACUUUGUUUGGAUGUCUCGAAUCGGAAGAGGCAUGGCUUGGCUUCCUUCCUUGGUAGUACAGCUCCCUUUAAAUCAGUAGAUCAAUAGCACACGUGUGCCUGGCUGUCUUUCCAAGAAAUGUGUGUCACACUUGGGAAGUCUUUGUUUGUAAAACAUCACCAUCUGCCGAUGGAUCCCCACAGCCUUUUCUCUCCUGCUGGAAGAGCGCUAAGCGCUCUGAAAGAAUGUUAGUCCAGCUUCCAACAUGAGUGGGUCUUCAUUCAAAGGGAAGAAUGGAAUGAAAGCCAACAUCUGGUACCCCCUAGGGGUGUGGCUAUUCAACAAGCACCCAAAUCCCCCUGCUCUGAAUGUUUACUUUCCAUUGCCAGGGAAGGCUGAGGUAUCUGGAAAGGUGCAGUUUAGGCACAUCAGCUGUGUGAGAAUGGGACCCAAGGAGAGAGUUUGUUUCCGAUAAAGACGUGACUUUUAGAUACUUUCCAACAACCUCCUUUGGCACUGGCCCCAUGGUCGCUGAGGGUGGGCAGUGAGUCAGGGGAGAUGCUAAGGAGAUUCGUUUUCAUCCAACUAGUUUUAGAAAAGGCGGAUUGGAUUUGUGCACUAAAACUCUCCUGAAGGAAUUUAAAUAAUCCAUGGGUUAAACCACUUUGGGUGGGUGGGGGGCUGAUGACCUUUGAAAAGUGUGGUCAGCUAAAACAAACCGCUUUCUGGCAGCGAACGUGACUAUUAGGCCAUCCUGCUGCCAAGCCUGUGACACAGAACACAUAUGAGGUAGCCCUGGCACUGUGUAAGGCAGUACCCUAGGUGAGCUAGAACAAAAACCCUCCAUUGGUACCAGUUUUAAGUGUAACUUACUUAGGGGAAACCCUAUAAGAGCGUACCAUAAAGACAAGCUAAAAUUUAACAUUGGGCCAAAAAAGUCAAGUUGCAAACAGAAUUAGGGCACUUCGAGUUUGGCUUCCAAUGGGAUAACUUGAGUUCAGCUUUUAGUUAGAGUUAAGCCAAAGCUUAAUUUAUUUGAAGAGUGAAGUCUUUAGGCUUGGUCUAGCAGAACUGUAUUUGUUUGUCUAUUUUCUUCUUUUAAAGAUUUGUGAGAUUUCUGUGUUUGGUAAAUGAGUGAAAGUCGUGCCAAAGUGUUGUGGGUUUGUUUUGUUGUUUUGUUGUGUUUUUCUUGGAAAAAAAUCUACACGGUGCCAAAAAAAAAAAAGGAACUAGGGUAUUUAUUUAAACACCGCUCUUUGGAGUUUGUUUCCCACAGUCUGGAGCUGUAUAAAAUUCAAACACUGGUACUUGCGUUAGACAAAUAUGCCUCUGAUCCUCGAGUUUCCCCGAGACCUCGGGCCCCUGCUUGCUGUUGGCGCAGGAUGCACAAAGCAUGACAUCUUUUUUUGUUGUUGUUUCUUUGUUUUUAGUUAUUUGAGAAGUUGUUGGGUUUUUGUCCUUUGCCUUGUUUCUACCUCAUUUUUAGAGACAGCAUCUACCUCAUUUAAGCACUCAACAGGUCUCUGAAGAAAUAGUAUUAAUCGAUUUGAGGAAAAACCACCCAGCGCUCCCAUGCCUAUGGAGAUGGACCCAUUCAUCUAUCCGGUGACCUACAGGAGAUUUUGCUGACUUUCAGGAGGACGGUUCAGUUGCCCUGGUUAGAGAAGCUGAAUUGAAACCAAAUGUUCUUAGGAAACUCAAGCAAACAGUCCCCCCCAUCCAAAUCGUUCUUAACCAAUUGGACUCUUUUAUUUUAAUGAAGAGUUAUGCAAACUUGUUUUAAAAAUCCACUUUGUUCAGUAUUAAAAACAAAACCGACUCGUCAUUGAAAUCUAUUGGGAAUUGGAAUUUGCAGCAUUCUUACAUCCUCAAGACCUUUAGGUCUCCUCUCUUCAAGAGAAAAAUAUUUUAUUUUGUCUUAUGUUUGGAUGUUUACAAAUACGUCCUGUUAGAGAAGAUUGUAUUGCUAUGAAUGCUUUGGAUCGAUACCAAAUGUGUGAAGGGAAUGAGAAUUGUUUUGACUUUGUGAUUGUAUUUGUCGUUAGCUUGGCCCAGUGGGGUGUCUUCCGCCAUGACCUAAGGAGCCCGCUUCUCUCCACGGCCGGGGAGAACUUUGAGGGAAUGUCUUUAUUUUUGUUGCUACCAAAGGUAAUCUGGGGGGACUUGGGGUUUGUUUUAAAUAAGGCGAGAAGCACAUUACCGGAAAGGAGGGCGGCUCUCCCAGGGCCCCCGGGUUCUUUCAGGCGGGGAGUCGUGGUAGUGUCCAGCGUCGCCCGCUCAGCGCGCUGGGCUGCGUCAUGGUGAGAAGACACGCCUCUGUUUAAAAACGAAUCAAUAAGAUGAUCUUACGGGUGAACAUUAAGCCAGGUAGGCGGGCAGCUCCCGCCGCGUUAACCAAUGAUGGUUCUAAAAGCUUUGUGCGUCCCUGCAUGGUCUUAGACCCUCUCGAUGAUUGUAUGAACAUUACAAACUCAGGUAGAAUCGGCCGUGAAGGCCUCCUGCCGGGCCUUCGCCUCUUUCUGUGUCGGUGGCUUCUUACUCUGCGUAGCUGUUUCCCCAGGACGCCGUGUCCGGCCCUGGGCUGUGUGUUAUCUUCUGGUGGUGGGUGGGUGGUUCCCUGUUUUUCCCCCCUAAAAUCAGUACAGGUGAAGG